Megalops cyprinoides (Indo-Pacific tarpon) is the source of this 558-nucleotide messenger RNA. It is a transcript of the gene il20, whose product is annotated as interleukin 19 like. The record is from RefSeq and is a predicted model, not a curated record. The transcript has 5 exons. Lineage: Eukaryota; Metazoa; Chordata; Actinopteri; Elopiformes; Megalopidae. Bases 1 to 558 code for a protein of 185 amino acids.
AUGGCCGCCAGGGUUCCCGGGGCAGCUUCCCGCCAGCUGCUGUUCGCGCUGCUGGCCUCCUUCCUGCUGGCCGCUGCGGGUCGCCGGCUGCACCUGGGCAGCUGCGCUGUCAGCGUCCACACACACGAACUCAAGCAGUACUUCAGCGAGAUCCGAAAAAGCGUGUCAACCGAAGAUGACCACUUGGGCUUGAAGCUUUUGAAGGCGCACACCAUGAAAGACGUGCAGCCGGCAGAGAGCUGCUGCUUCCUAAGGAUGUUGCUGCGUUUCUACGUGGAAAGGGUAUUUGGCAGCUAUGCCACAGGCCAGUCUCAACUAAGGAGGAGCACCAGCAACCUAGCUAACUCCUUUCUCAGCAUCAAGAAAGAUCUUCGCCACUGUAUGCACUGCCGCUGCCAAGAAGAGACCAACAUUAAAUUCGCAGCCAUUCUGGCUAACUUUGAGAAGCUGGACCAGAGAGCAGCAGCGGUGAAAGCCAUGGGGGAACUGGACUCUCUCCUGGACUGGCUGGAUGGGUUCAAUGUAGACAGGCACCACGGUCUGGAUGGAGAGGAGUGA